CGGAAUCCUCGUGAAGACUGCUGGUGUAUGGCAGGCGAAUAUUUUCAUCGGUGACAAGAAAAACUCCGCUGGAUUUAAACACUGAUACCUUCGUAGCAGAUCCAGGGUGCGAGAUCAUCACCAAGGAACCAAAUCCAAGUGGAGUAUACGCUGAAAACAAACUGUCGUGCAGCAAGUACGAAGCCACAAGCCAUUGUUUCAACGGCGUCUUUUGUUCGUUUGCUGAGCUGCGAUCGUGGGAAGGCUUGUUGUCCCUGUACCGGGUUCUGUCUGCCCACAUCACUUCCGUGCCAUUUUGUCGAAGAUUUCCUACGUGACUAUUGAGUUUAGAAGUUCACUGAUCAACGUUUGCUAACAUGAAGUCUAUAUCUACCUAAAAAAGCUUGCUUUACGUUUUUAAACAUCGAAAUCCGUUCAGUAUUUGUGCAAAUUCGGACGCCGUCCUGUCGAACUAUCUACACACAGCCAUAUUGGAUUUUUAAUAUUAAUCGAGUGUAGCGUCCAUUGUAAAAUCCACACAGUAUACGGACUCUCUGAAACUGACUCCCUAGUGCUCACCGGAACAGUGAACACAGCUGCAUCUUACAGAUUCUGCACAUUUUGAGACAGUUUACCUGUAUGUGUGUCGAAUUUUUAAAAUUGAAAUGAAUGAAUGGACCUAGUCUGCUGCAUGGACUUGUUCAUGUCUGAUCUCGCCAGUCUAUUCAUUGCGUUGGAAUACAUUAUCUGGUUACAUGGACAAUUGAAUGUGUUUUCUAGUUCGGACGUAUAUAUUUUUUAAUAAUACUUUUAUUUAAAACGCACAGAACGGUAUUUAUUGCCCACAGUCUGUGCGCAACUGAUGAGGUGAAAAGUAUUCUUGUCUCGCGCGCCGGUAGCGUUGAUCGUCGUAAACCAGGAAGUAGCAGCCAUGUUGCUCUGAGUGUGUAAACAAACACGAGAGAGUUUAAAUGAUGGCGCUUGCUUUUGACUUGCGUACGUUUUGUCAGAACCUGCGAGCUACCAAGCCGCCGUACGAAUGUCCGGUGAAAGAAUGCGCCAGAGUGUACAAAAGUUACUCUGGUAUGGAAUAUCAUUUAUAUAAUUUUGAUCAUGAUAAUCCUGGCAAUAACAACAACAAUGCAACCAAACCAACCAGUGACGCAAAAGGUGCUUACAGGAAGGGGAAAUAUCAUCAUAGAAGUAAAAGAAGAUCUCCUUCACCCCCACCAUCAACAAUAGCAGUUGCUGCAGCAGUGGCAGCAUCCCCUCCAAUCUUGCCUUCCUCACCACCGCCUGUUGAAUUUGUGCGAUCACCAACAAGAGAAGCUCUGACAUAUGCACAGGCUCAGAGAUUAGUUGAAGUUGACAUAGAAGGCCACACACAUAGACUUGAUAUAUAUGAUCCUAUUGAAGUAAUGACUCAAGACGAAAUGGAAAAGACAGAACCUGAUGCUAAGGAAGAGACCAAAGAAAAAUCUACUUCUAAAGGGAAAUGCAAAGAGUCUGGAAAAGUCAGAAAAGAAACCAGUUCUUCCAUAUCAACUAAACUGCCAGAAGCCUCGUUUCGUGUUCUGGACGAGUAUAUUGAUCCACCUGAUGCUCCUAAAAGACCAGCUGCCUACUAUAGGUAUAUUGAAAAAUCGGUUGAUGAACUUGAUGAUGAAAUAGAGUACGACAUGGAUGAAGAAGACUAUGCAUGGUUAACCAUGAUCAAUGAUAAACGCAAGACUCAGACCUUGCAUUCAGUGACACAAGAAGUAUUUGAAACUUUAAUGGACAGAUUGGAAAAAGAGUCGUACUUUGAAAGUCAGACAUCUGGCAGGGGAGAUCCUAACUUGUUCAUAGAUGAAGAUGCCGUGUGUUGUAUAUGUAGUGAUGGUGAAUGUCAAAACAGUAAUGUUAUUCUCUUCUGUGAUAUGUGUAAUUUAGCUGUACACCAGGAAUGCUAUGGUGUUCCGUACAUCCCUGAGGGACAGUGGUUAUGUCGGAGAUGUCUGCAGUCUCCCUCACGAGCUGUUGAUUGUGCAUUAUGUCCAAAUAAAGGUGGUGCAUUUAAACAAACUGAUGAUGGACACUGGGCACAUGUUGUUUGUGCGUUAUGGAUUCCGGAAGUUUGUUUUGCAAAUACUGUUUUUCUUGAACCUAUCGACAGCAUUGACCAUAUUCCCUCUGCUCGAUGGAAACUUACAUGUUAUAUCUGCAAGCAGCGAGGCACAGGGGCAUGUAUUCAGUGUCACAAAGCCAACUGUUAUACUGCAUUCCAUGUUACUUGUGCACAACAAGCAGGCUUGUAUAUGAAAAUGGAACCAGUAAGAGAAACAGGAGCCAAUGGAACCACAGUCAGCGUGAGAAAAACUGCCUAUUGUGAUAUUCAUACUCCUGCAGGAAAUGAAAAACAUCCAGAAAAAGGUGGGGGAGAUGGCAAAGGAAAAGGCAAAGCCUGGAUUGCAAAGAAAGUGAAAGCAGAGUCAAGAAAGAACAUGCGAAAAGCCAGAAAGAUUUUGGCAGAAAAGCGAUCAGCAAUGCCGAUUGUUUCAAUACCACAUAUACCCCAACACAGAAUCAGCAAAAUCACUAGCAAAGUACAUUGUCAGAAGAAAAACGAGUUCUUCCAAAGGCUACAGGGUUAUUGGACUUUAAAAAGGCAAUCUAGGAAUGGUGUACCAUUGCUAAGGCGACUCCAAGCCCAUCAUCAAUCACAGAGAAAUAAAGAACAGAGGGAAAAUAUGGAGAAGAGCAAUGCAUUGAAAGAACAGCUGAAAUACUGGCAGAGGUUGAGACAUGAUUUAGAACGGGCACGAUUAUUAGUGGAAUUAAUUCGCAAAAGAGAGAAACUAAAACGAGAACAGAUAAAAGUUAAUCAAUUCACAGUUGAUAUGCAGUUACAGCCAUUUAAUAUUUUAUUGAAACGAACACUGGACCAACUUGAAGAGAAAGACACUAGUAGAAUCUUUGCUGAACCAGUUUCACCUGAUGAGGUGCCUGACUACCUGGAUGUGAUCACAGAGCCAAUGGACUUCUCAACAAUUCGUACAAGGCUUGAAAAUCAUUUUUAUAAAACCAUUGAUGAUUUUGAGAAAGACUUUGAUUUGAUGAUCAGUAACUGUAUGACUUAUAACGCCAAAGAUACAAUAUUUUAUAGAGCAGCUAUCAAGCUUAGGGAUAUGGGUGGUGCCACUAUCAGGUGUGCCAAGCGACAAGCUGAGAAAGCUGGCUAUGAUCCACAGACUGGUUUACAUCUUGCCAAGGCUCCAAAUGUCCAACAAGCUGAGAUAACAGUGGAAGAAGUUGACAGUUUUCUGGAUUCUGGUAAGCGUGCUGAUAUGUCAUUGGAGAACCAACUGAGAGAAUUAUUAGAGAAAUUAGACAUGACAUGUUCCAUAAAACAUGGAGGAACUCGUUCUAAGAGAGCCAAACAACUGAAAAAGGAGAUAAAUACUAUAAGGCGAAAAUUGAGUCAUCAGAGGGAGCAGAAACUGUUGGGAAAAAAUUCUGCUUCUGACAAACCUAAAAAGAAAAAAGGGCGUCCACAGAAAGAGAAACCUAUUGCUAGUAGUAGUAGUAACAGCAGUACAACUGCUAGUAGCAGUAGUAGUUCAGAAGAUACCUCAAGUUCAGACUCGAGCGAUUCUGCAUCAGCUAAUAAUGCCUCAACAACAACAACAACAGUGACCAAGAAAACUAAAACAUCAGCUAAACUUCCAAUAUUACCAUCCUCUAGGACAUUACAAAGAAGUCAGUCCCUCUCUCCUGGAAGGGGACGUGGUCGUGGUAGAAAACCCAAACGCUUCAAAUCUGAUUCUGAAGCUCCCUUGAUUACAGGACAUAGUAGAAAUUCAUUUACCGUGGAACCAAUUCCUGAAUCAAGUCCACCUGUGGGUGGCAAUGGUGCAACAUUAGGACUAUCAACGCAAGGUGUUGGACGCCGCACAGCAGUACUAUUUAGUAAAAAGGCAGGAAAGAAAUCAGCAUUUCUUAAAGAGACACAAAGGCGACCUGGCAGGCCUCCUGGUCGACCUCCGAAACACAAACCUGACAUUACAGGAGCCGAACUAAGUAAAAAAUCUCCAGGUAGAAUUUCACAGGAUGGAAGUCUACAUGUGGAGACAGAGUAUGAAGGGAACUUGCCUCCAUCUAAUGUACCACAGCCGCAUGGACGUAAACGAGGCCGUAGUACAAGUUCAAGUAGUAUUGACAGUACAAAUCCAGCACAGCCACACACUGCCACCUUGACCAAUGGCUUUGAUGCUGGAAAGCAACAAAGUAAAAGCUUUACUGUGUAUAGAACUGAUCAUAGCCGUCCCAGGAGUAGUUCGGAUUCAGAUAGCAGCACAACAAGUACCAGUGGUAGCGGAACAUCUACCACCUCAUCAUCUGAUUCAAAUUCCAGCAGUUCUGAUGAUUCAAAUCCAAAGAAACCCCGCAAGUUGAAAGUAAACUUUACAGAGGACAGUGAAGGAGAUACAUCUUGUGGUGAAAGUGCUAGUACAAGUGCCCGACUCAAUGGGACAAAUAGAACCAAUUUGCUAAGAGAGCUGAACAAAAGACGGUCCAGUACUAAUUGGGCAUCCGAUGAAGACGACAUACCUUUGCAGCCUUUAGAUCUUGUGUGGGCUAAAUGUAGAGGCUAUCCUUCAUAUCCGGCACUGAUAAUCAACCCAAAGAUGCCAAGGACAGAAUAUUACCACAAUGGAGUGCCGAUUCCAGUCCCACCGGUGGAAGUACUUCGCAACAAACAGCAUUCUGAUGAACAUUUAUAUUUGGUGCUAUUUUUUGACAACAAGAGAACAUGGCAGUGGCUUCCUCGGACUAAGUUGGAACCCCUUGGUGUAGAUUCAGGGCUUGAUAAUGCAAAGCUAAUGGAAGGGAGGAAGUCAUCAAUAAGAAAGUCUGUGCAGCAGGCGUAUGACAGAGCUGUACUGCAUCGGCGGCGUGUGACUGGUGAAACUGCAGAAGGUAGUUCGAGUGAAACCAGUGAGGAGAUUCAUGAGUAAAAUAAAGCUUGCUUAUCCUGAUAUUUUAACUGACUGUAAUUUAGACAAUUCAAAACUGAAAUGCUAACGUAAUUGCUGGCUAUGUAUGUCUUGUUGUAAUAUUGAAUAUCAUUACAGUUUUGGAAAUGGAGAGUGUUGUUGUUGGUCUCGAUAUGUAAAAACACAUAAUACCAAUGAACUGUUCUUGUGUAUGUAAUUCAUUGAUCAAUGAGAACCCAUGAUGUCAUGUAUAUAUAUAUAUAUAUCUGCACACAUCUCAGGGAAUCCAGUUUUAAUGUUGAACUUUGAUGCAAUGUUUCAUUCUACUGUGCUAGUUACACAGUUCAAUCUGGCAUCCCUCAAAAAACAAUCUUGGAUAUGUUGGUCGCUUCAUAUUCAUUGGUGUGCCCACUGUUGGUGAAACUUUAAUACUGACGUAGGCAAAUGAUUUGUUUUUUUUACAAACUAUCUAAAUAAUCCCCCUUCUAAUAACUCCCUGUAUUCACUGUACAACAGCGGAACUGUGGUGUGUAGUUAUAAUGCACUUAGUCUCACAAAAAUGGUAAUGAAAUGUACUCUGUUGCUUUUUUUAAUUUUUUAAAAACAAUUUCCAAACUAGUCCAUAUUUUGAAUUGUACAUUAUUAUUUUGACCCAAGUUAUUCCACUCCACAUGAAAUGACCGUUUGAUUUCUGUGGAGCUUAAUGUUUGGGAUUUAUUUCAUCAUUCUUAUAGUAUUUAUCUAACAAGAAAGUGUAGAAACUGUAUGCAUGUACUGUAGAUGUAAAUAAUUUGCCUGCCUUGAAGUGAAGUUAUGGGAGCACAGAGAUGGACAAUUGUAUGCUUUUUUGGAAAACUUUAUUCUGUAAUCUGUGAACACUUUGUAUGUAUUAUUUAAAUAUCAAUAUUUGCCACAAACUUAUAUACAUAGAAAUGUUUGGUU
Saccoglossus kowalevskii is the source of this 5897-nucleotide messenger RNA. Its product is annotated as peregrin-like. Gene Ontology annotation, molecular function: DNA binding; protein binding. The record is from RefSeq and is a predicted model, not a curated record. Gene Ontology annotation, biological process: regulation of transcription by RNA polymerase II. NCBI's taxonomy places the organism in Eukaryota, Metazoa, Hemichordata, Enteropneusta, Harrimaniidae.